AUGGGUCAUGCUCCAAUCCACAUCAUUUUCUGGGCAUGUAUUGCUCUCCAGGUUCUUUCGUUGGUGCCCAGAGUAGAGACGCUGGUCGCCCAGAGUCCGGCGGAGACGGUUCCUAGUCUCCAAUUUAGAGACGAACUUGGUUCGAAUCAGCCUUUGUUGGUCAAUACUACGGACUCCGGCAUUGAAGAUGCCCGGGGAGUUGUUCGAGCGGCCAUCGCUCAAAUGACGAAGCUCAAUAAAGCCCGCCUAGAAAAUCACGCUCGCGGGCCGAGCUCAGAGACAACGCUCGCAAGACGCAACGGCGAUGACUCCUCGAGCUCCUUGUUGGAGAUAACCCCGGCGAUCUCCCAUGCUGCUGCCCUUGUCGCGGAAGCCGAUAUGGCAGCCAGCCUUUCGGAUGGCUCCUUUAAACUUUCCAGGCGAGCGGCUGGCAGUUUCUGGAUGGAAGACAUCAGGCGCCAGGGAACUGUGCCGUGGGGGAGUGAUGCAACAUACAAGGUUUUUCGAAACGUCGUCACCGACUAUCAUGCCGACCCGACGGGUGCAUCAGAUUCCACAGCAGCCAUCCAAGCCGCAAUCAACGACGGCCAACGUUGCGGAGAGAAAUGCAAUGGAUCUACUCGGAAGAACGCCAUUGUCUAUUUUCCUCCAGGGACUUAUCUGGUGUCAAGCACGAUUAAAGUCCUGUUCGCUACCCAGCUUAUUGGCGACGCGAACAAUUGGCCCACCAUCAGGGCAGCGAGCAGCUUUGUGGGACUCGGUGUGCUAUCGACCAACGAAUACAUCGGUGGCACUGGGCCCGAUGGUGGAGAUGCCGAGUACUAUGUCACCACAGCGCGCUUUUACAGCCAAAUUCGCAACCUCCGUAUCGAUAUUACAUCCACAGACCCGAACGCAUAUGUCUGUGCUAUUCACUAUCAAGUGGCACAAGCGACCAGUCUGCAGGAUGUGGAAUUGAUUGCCACUACCGGGACCACACAACAAGGGAUAUUUUCGGAAAAUGGCAGCGGUGGAAUGAUGUCAGAUGUCACCUUUAGGGGCGGGAAUUUCGGGUUCUAUGGCGGCAAUCAGCAAUUUAGUGCUCAUCGGAUGACUUUCAUCGGCUGUUCAACAGCUAUCCAGAUUAUCUGGGAUUGGGGCUGGGUCUGGAAAUCCCUUCAUAUCCAGGGUGGUAACGUUGGCAUCCGCCUCGUCAACCCCGAUGGCAACGGAAACAUUGGUUCAGUCUCCAUCAUUGACUCGCAGAUCACAGAUGUGACCACGGCCAUCAUCGUCACACCCUCAUCUUCAACCCCAGGGUCCGGUACUACAGGACUGGUAUUGGACAAUACCAGGAUUGGCGGAUCAAUCGUCGAUACUGGGGGAAGGACUUACCUAAGUGCAGGGUAUUAUGCAAAUUGGGCGCUUGGACCUACAUACGCUGGCGGUGCCAGAACUUGGAGCUCAGGAAGCUCUUUGCCGUAUCCUCGCGAACAGUCGUUGCUGGGCGCCAGGGUUGAUGGCUUGGAUAAUGCCCCUUACUUUGAGCGAAAGAAGAAUCAAUAUGCAGAUAGGCCGGUUGGUGAUUUUGUCCAACUUAAGUCUCUUGGAGCCAGAGGUGACGGGGUCACUGAUGACACAGCCGCGAUCCAACAAGCGUUCGACGAGUACGGAAACGGAAGUAAAGUUAUUUUUGUUGAUGCUGGGACUUAUAUCUUGACGGACACUGUGACAAUACCAAAGGACGCCAAAAUUCAUGGUGAAGCUUGGUCCCAGUUUGCUGCCUUUGGGAGCUCUUUCUCCGAUGCAAACAACCCUCGAGUCAUGCUCCGUGUUGGCAAUAGGGGUGAUGUAGGAACUGUCGAGUUACAAGACUUGAUUCUAACCACAAAAGGUGGGACGGCCGGAGCGGUGCUGAUGGAGUGGAACGUCAGGGCGGCAAGCCCUGGCGCCGCCGCGCUGUGGGAUGUUCAUGCUCGCAUUGGUGGUGCUACUGGAACCUCUCUGACGCCGUCUGAAUGUCCUGCGCGAAGAGAUGCUAUUAACCCGUCCUCCUGUCAGGCGGCGAGUCUCAUAUUGCACCUUACUCCAGAGGCCUCAGGAUAUUUCGAGAAUAUGUGGCUCUGGGCGGCUGAUCAUAUGAUAGACGAUCCUGAUCUGAAUGAUGCUUACAAUAAUAUGGAGCAAUUGAGUGUGUAUGUCGCUCGUGGGGUGCUAAUCGAAAGUACCACUGCGACUUGGUUAUAUGGCACGGCCUCCGAACACAGCGUCUUCUACCAGUAUAAUUUUCAUGGCGCGCGGAAUAUAUUUACCACGAUGAUCCAGACCGAACCUCCCUAUUAUCAGCCAACUCCGAGGCCGCCGGCACCAUUUGAUCGCCAAGUCGGUAUAUAUGCUUCAGACCCAAGUUAUAGGUGCACUGGUGGAGAUUUUGAUGGGUGUGACGAAGCAUGGGCUGUUAUCAUUACAGGAUGCCAGAAUAUCCACAUCAGCAGCGCAGGUACCUACUCCUGGUUCAGCACAUAUACCCAGAGCUGCAUCGACUCCCAUAAUUGUCAGAAAGUCUUGUGGCUUCUCAACAAUAACCACGACAACGUUCGCUUGGAGCAUAUCAUCGCCAUCGGAGCAGAGUAUGUUCUUGUCUCCGAUGGCAGGGGGGUUCGAUCUACCGACAAUCUUGGUAUCACCGCUCACCCGGCGUGGGCCCAGAUAUCCAUCUUCGAUGUUCCCUCUCACGGACCAGCAGUAAUAUUGGAAAGAGAGGAUAUUCCUGGAGCGUCUCUCGAAGCUACUGAGACUUGAUACACAUAGCUCUCCAAUGCAUGAUUACGGCCCGCAGGGCGACAGAUGUGAAACUGAACUAUGUCCUUAAGAUUUCUGACUCCUUAUAUUAGCACUCGAAAUUUAGUGCCGCUUUAGCAGACAGUUAUAAAUAUUACACAUAAGCUCUUUUUGUGGCGAAAACUAG
Molecule: messenger RNA, 2947 nt
Organism: Aspergillus calidoustus
Lineage: Eukaryota; Fungi; Ascomycota; Eurotiomycetes; Eurotiales; Aspergillaceae
Source: the annotation of a GenBank genome assembly